Musa acuminata subsp. malaccensis (wild Malaysian banana) is the source of this 637-nucleotide messenger RNA. RefSeq lists its product as uncharacterized. The record is from RefSeq and is a predicted model, not a curated record. Lineage: Eukaryota; Viridiplantae; Streptophyta; Magnoliopsida; Zingiberales; Musaceae.
UAGUACUAAAGCAGCCAAGACGAGCAAGGGAAGUAUGAGCAUCAUUUCUCUCACUGGAAGCAUGUCCAAGUCCUUCCACCUUGCAGCAUCCAUGGCCAGAUGCAACUCCCGGAGCCCAAGAUUCCUUGCAUUUGCCGCGACGAGGGGUUUGCAGGGGAGUGCGGAAAGGGAUGCUAAAGAGACUCACAAGAACAUCAAGGACGCGAGUGCAGAGAUCAAGAAGACAGCCGAGAACGUCAGGGAGAAAAUUAAUGCGGCUGCUGAUCAGGUGGUGGACAAAACAAUCGAGGCAGCUGGUAAUGUGAUCGACUCAGUUCAGGGAGGAAGAGCAAAGGGAGUCUCGCAGAGUGCGUGGGGGUCGGCCAAAGAAACCAUGCAGAAGAUAAAGGACACAGUCGUAGGAAAGGCUCAAGAGUCGAAGCAGAGCAUCAAGGACGGCGCAGAGAACACCAAGCGCGCCAUGGACGCCAAACACUAGCACGGCUUUUAUCUUUCUUCAGAGAGCACCGAGCAGUGUGCAUGUUUCAAUAACAAUGUGUAAGGUCGUAGUUAUUGCUGAGCCUCGUUUGCUCAGUCAAUCUUGGCGAGCUCCAUUUGUUCUCUGUUACUGAAUUAUGGAUUGGAACCACUCAACUCC